CCAAAAUCUGAUCCAUAUCCACUCUUGUCAAACACAGUAGACGAAGCAGCAGAGAUGAGCGCGGGCGUCGCCGCCGGCGAGAAGCCGCCGCACGCGGUGUGCCUGCCGUUCCCGGCGCAGGGGCACAUCACGCCGAUGAUGAAGCUGGCCAAGGUGCUCCACUCCAGGGGAUUCCACGUCACCUUCGUCAGCACCGAGUACAACCACCGCCGCCUCGUCCGCUCCCGCGGCGCGGCCGCCGUCGCGGGCCUCCCGGGGUUCCGCUUCGCCACCAUCCCGGACGGCCUGCCGGCGUCCGACGCCGACGCCACGCAGGACCCGGCGUCGCUCAGCUACUCCACCAUGACCGCCUGCCUCCCGCACUUCAGGAGGCUGCUCGCCGACCACGCCAGCCGCUCGGCGGCGCCUGACGUCGACGCCGUGCCGCCGGUCACCUGCGUCGUGGCCGACAACCUCAUGGGCUUCAGCCUCGACGCCGCGGCGGAGCUCGGCGUGCCGUGCGCGCUCUUCUGGACGGCCAGCGCCUGCGGCUACAUGGGCUACCGCAACUUCCGUCCGCUCAUCGACAUGGGCAUCAUCCCCUUCAAAGAGGAAGAGCAGCUGACGAACGGGUUCAUGGACAUGGCGGUGGACUGGGCGCCGGGGAUGAGCAAGCACAUGCGGCUCAGGGACUUCCCGACCUUCCUCCGCACGACGGACCGCGACGACAUCCUGAUGACGUUCCAGCUGCGCCAGGUGGAGCGCGCGGAGGAGGCGGACGCCGUGAUCCUCAACACGUUCGACGAGCUGGAGCAGCCGGCGCUCGACGCCAUGCGCGCCAUCACCCCGGCCGUCUACACCAUCGGCCCACUCGCGUUCCUCACGGAGCAGAUCGCGCCCGGCGGACCCCUCGACGCGGUAAGCUCUAGCCUCUGGAUGGAAGACGGCGCCUGCCUCGGCUGGCUCGACGGGAGGAAACCCCGGUCGGUGGUGUACGUGAACUUCGGGAGCGUGACGGUGAUGAGCGGGCAGGAGCUGGAGGAGUUCGCGUGGGGGCUCGCCGGAAGCGGCCACGACUUCCUCUGGAUCAUCAGGCCGGACGUCGUGAGGAGCGACGCCGCCGCCGCCGCCGCCGCCGCCGCCACCGCCGGCGCCGCGGCGCUGCCCCUAGAGUUCACGGAGGAGACCAGGGGCAGGGGCCUCCUGGCGAGCUGGUGCGACCAGGAGGCGGUGCUGCGGCACCCGGCGGUGGGCGUGUUCCUGACGCACAGCGGGUGGAACUCGACGCUGGAGUCGCUGUGCAGCGGCGUGCCGAUGCUGUGCUGGCCGUUCUUCGCGGAGCAGCAGACCAACUGCCGGUACAAGUGCGUGGAGUGGGGCGUGGCGAUGGAGGUGGGCGACAACGUGCGGCGGGAUGCGGUGGAGGGGAGGAUCAGGGAGGCGAUGGGCGGCGGCGGGAAGGGCGCGGAGAUGAGGAGGAGGGCGGCGGAGUGGAAGGAGGCCGCCGCUCGAUCGAGGGGCCCGUCGCUCGCCAAUCUUGAGAGGCUCAUCGCCGAUGUGCUGCUCUCUGGUAAACGACGAGCUAGCUAGAGCCCCUCAUCACGAGGAAGCGUGCGCGCGGAGAAGGGAUCUGGGUUAAACGAACGCGGCCGAUGUACUCCGUAUGGUUCCGACAUGGUCUGUUAAUUAAUACUAUCUCCGUUUCAUAUU
Oryza brachyantha (malo sina) is the source of this 1689-nucleotide messenger RNA. Its product is annotated as 7-deoxyloganetin glucosyltransferase-like. The transcript has 2 exons. The coding region runs from base 55 to 1569 and encodes 504 amino acids. NCBI's taxonomy places the organism in Eukaryota, Viridiplantae, Streptophyta, Magnoliopsida, Poales, Poaceae. Gene Ontology annotation, molecular function: UDP-glycosyltransferase activity. The record is from RefSeq and is a predicted model, not a curated record.